ACUGCGUAAAAUAGUCAAAUAUUCACAAAAUAUCCAGAAUUUAUAUAUAAUUAAGAUUUUACAAUUUUUUUAUCCAUUGGGUGCUGGUAACCAUGAUUACUGUUAGAAGUAUUGAUCUCAUGCCUGGCUUUGACAUGCGCCGUCUGUGAUCUCGGCCUACGCUCGGGCUAAAUCUCAGCUAAAGAGAGAGAUGUUUGUUUAAUGGUGGACCAAAUUUUCUCUAUAUUCUGAAAACAUUUAUGUCAGUUCCUACGUAAACAUAAUGUGAGGACCUUUCUUCUUCCUCGGAGACUUUUAGUGGCGUCAUGUCCAAGGAGAAAACGGGUCUAUGUCAAGACAGCCCUAUCUCCCCAAAAUACGCCGAGGAAAAACAUGAUACCGUCUCCACACCCAAAGAAAAGAAAGGAAAAGCGUUUUUCAGUGACGAUGUUCUGGGAGAGAAAAAGAGAAGCUGUCCUUACUAUUUCGGAGUGAAGUCGUACCUCCAUAACUUCUACGACUCGGCGACGUACAAGGACCCAAGCAUUUACGAGGAAGACGAUGACAACCGUUAUCUUCUGAAUCCGCAUGCGCGACGCCGACGUUGUCGUCCAAUAUGGUUAAAAGUCUGUAUAUGGAUUGGCGUUAAUCUUCUGGUGUUAGGGGUUCUUGCAAUUUUGGCGGGAUAUUUCAUUCCGACUAAACCCAUUAUCAGGAAAGGAGAGAGUGGGGAUAAUGUGGGUUACGUGGAUGAAGAUGCCGUGAAAUUUAACACUACCCUGGAUUUGCUUAAGCUUGCAGGUCUGGUCUUGUUCUGUGUUGGGGGUAUUCUUCUAGCUGUGGCUCUGAUGUUCCCCACUUUUAUGUCCAAUAUGUGUUCCGAUGAGAUCGGCGAAGAGGCAAUCAGAAUCCAAAUGGGAGAGGAAAAGCCGCCAUUAAGUCCCAUUGAGAUGACCAUUCCUGCUACCUCUAAAGUCAAAAGUGUUCAACCGCCUGGAAGUUCUAAACAGAAAAUUCACUUUAAGGAAGAUUCGGUGAAUUUUAGAGAUUGAUCAAUAAGUGUGUUCCAUGAAUUCCCAUUGGUUGUCAAAAUUAUAUCUCAGAGGGGAGCAUUAAGAGAUAAUUACAGACAAAGAUCAGCGUAUUGUGUAUAUGUUCCAAGAAAUGCAAAGCAUACUUACUCGAUGAAUUAAACAUUGCAGUAAGAAUUAAAA
Molecule: messenger RNA, 1193 nt
Organism: Saccostrea cuccullata (small rock oyster)
Lineage: Eukaryota; Metazoa; Mollusca; Bivalvia; Ostreida; Ostreidae
Product: neurensin-1-like
Exons: 2
Coding region: 306-1031 (241 amino acids)
Biological process (GO): nervous system development
Cellular component (GO): transport vesicle; neuronal cell body; neuron projection
Source: RefSeq, a predicted model, not a curated record